Molecule: messenger RNA, 915 nt
Organism: Papaver somniferum (opium poppy)
Lineage: Eukaryota; Viridiplantae; Streptophyta; Magnoliopsida; Ranunculales; Papaveraceae
Product: histone H2B-like
Exons: 1
Coding region: 49-747 (232 amino acids)
Biological process (GO): nucleosome assembly
Cellular component (GO): nucleosome
Molecular function (GO): protein heterodimerization activity; structural constituent of chromatin; DNA binding
Source: RefSeq, a predicted model, not a curated record
GAGAAGUGAAAAUCAGAGCAAGGAGUUUUUACAGAGAUUUUUGAAAACAUGGCUCCAAAGAGAUCAUCAGGAAAGGUUGUGGUGAAGGCAACGAAGAAAGUAGUCGAAACUGUCGAUAUUUCAGUUGAUGUCGAUGAAAUAGGGGAAGUUACAAAUCCAGAGGAAACAAUAACAAAAGACAUUAAUGUUGUUGUUGAAGAAACUAUUAAGAAGAAACCUCAACAGGAAACUGCAGCAAAAGUUACUCCACUGAAAAUAGAAGGAGCUAAGGAUCAGACCGAGAAGAAAAAGGAUGGAAAAGAAGAAGCGAAGAAAACACAAGAUGGAGAAGAGACAGAGAAAUCUCAAGAAGAAAAUGAAAAGACAAAAGUAGAGAAGAAGAAGGUGAAGAAAACCCAAGAGAAAGGAAAGGAAGAGAAAGAGAAGAAGCAGAGAACAGGGAGGAAGAGAAAGAUGUUUACUGGUAUUGAAGGGGAAUACAAGAGAUAUGUGUUUAAGGUAUUAAAACAAGUUCAUCCAGAUUUAGGUGUAUCUUCAAGAGCAAUGGUUAUUAUAAAUGGAUUAAUGAAUGAUAUGUUUGAAAGAUUAGCAAAGGAAGCAGCAAAACUUUGUGAUUAUACAGGAAGGAUGACAAUGUCUUCGAGGGAAAUUCAAGCUGCUGUUCGAUUGGUGUUACCAGGAGAACUUGGUAAACAUGCUAUUUCAGAAGGGGUUAAAGCUGUUACUAACUACACAUCUCAUGAGUAGUUGUUUGAAGUUCUCCGUAGGCUAGGUUCUUUUGCACUUCUUGUUUGUUCAAUUAGUACUGCUAACUAACUAGGAGUAGAUUAAUCUGUGUGUUUAUGUUUGUAAGGCUUUCUUGUAUUUCUACUAAUAGUAGUAUGCAUGUUGUUUGUAAUCGAUGUUUUAGUUCAA